Messenger RNA from Didymodactylos carnosus, 825 nucleotides. NCBI's taxonomy places the organism in Eukaryota, Metazoa, Rotifera, Eurotatoria, Philodinida, Philodinidae. The record is from the annotation of a GenBank genome assembly.
AUGGGAAAAUUUUUCUUAUUUCUUCUGCUCGUGAUUAUAAUCUCAUUCACGAAUUCUCAAUGUUGUCAUCAUCAACAGGAAUUUGAUAAGACAAACAAAAUACUCCAACAGAAGAUAUUAACAUUUUUAGCUACUUUACAACCGGGUGUAUGUUCGAAUAUCAUAUUAAAUAAAACACAAACAAAUUUAUUUUCACCAAACUUGAUUGGUCGAUUUUUACCACAGGGUACAUUCAAUGCAUCGAUACAAGCAUUUGAAUAUCUAUAUGGCAUAUUUUGUGAUAUAGAAGGUUUAUUACAAAGAUCAAAUACCGUUCAAUCAACAGAAUUAAGACAAAUUACAUUUGAUCAAAACAAAUAUAUAUGUGGCCUUGAAAUAAUUUUAAAUUUAGCACCAAAUAAUCUUAGUUUAACAUGUUUUGCAUUUGUUGCAUUUGAUCGUGAUAAUAUGAUAUGUGGUUAUGAUGCACAAGUAAGAAAUAAUGGACUUACAUUUAAUGACCCACCAGAAACAAAUGUUCCAUUAAUUGAAGAAGUAUGUCAAGCUGUUCAAGAAAUAUGCGAAGGUAGUAAUCAACAGUAUUCAAGUCUUGAAGUUUGUAUUAAUUUUAUGACUAACCAAAUACCAUUUGGUACAUACGAUCAGGGUGAUCAAAACAGUGUUGUUUGUCGAACAAUUCAUAUUAAGUUAGCCUCAAUAUCGCCAGAUAUACAUUGUCGUCAUGUGGGAAAAACAGGAGGUGGAGCAUGUACAAAUAAAACAUCACAAUCCUACUAUCAAGAUGAUAAUUUUAUGAAAUGCGCACAUAAACGAAAUGAAGCGUGA